This is a messenger RNA of Acanthosepion pharaonis, 753 nucleotides long. The record is from the annotation of a GenBank genome assembly. NCBI's taxonomy places the organism in Eukaryota, Metazoa, Mollusca, Cephalopoda, Sepiida, Sepiidae.
AUGGAGGUGAAAUUUGUAAAAGCCUGUCGCUGUGAGAAGAAUCAGGGCUCGACCAGGAAAGAAUACGAUGUUGAGAGAACCAAAAUCUUAGAGAUACCCAGGAAUAUCACAUCACUGACGACUUUCUUCUCUUUAUCGAAAAGAUCUAUUUUACGAAAUAUUGUCAUAGCCAGCACUGUUUAUGUAUGCGCUUGUGUUCGUAAUUCUUUCUUAAGCUGUAACGACCUGAAAGUCGCAGAUUUAGGAACGUCCCCACCUAAAAAAAAAUACCUACGGCCAUAUUUCGUUCUCUCUCUCUCUCUCUCUCUCUCUCUCUCUCUCUUCUCCCUCAUAUUUAUACAAAUACUGACUUUCUUUCUUUCAUUAGGCAGAUGUUUCGAUGGAUCGAUAGUCUUCGAGAGUACCUUCAAAAUAAUCACUCUGCCUCAGACAACCAACCUGUUCAUUCUCCCUUUUCCCCUCUGUUUUUUUUUCUCUCUGUCUAUGAUUUCCCUCUCUAUCUAUAUAUAUCUACCUAUCAAACACUUCCUCAUUACAGCUAAUUUAUUUCCCUCUCCAUAUGCGUUAUCUACAGGUGUUCUCUCUGUCCGUGACAGCCCGCUCAUAUCUAUCUAUCUAUCUAUCUAUCUAUCUAUCUAUCUAUCUAUCUAUCUAUCUAUCUAUCUAUCUAUCUAUCUCAGUCUGAUCCUUAUCUAUCUAUCUAUCUAUCUAUCUAUCUAUCUAUCUAUCUAUCUAUCUAUCUAUCUAUUUUAG